CUCAGUUGUCCAAUUGUAGAAAUCUCGUACGAGAUACGUGGCCAAAGCCAGCGCUGCAGUCUUGUUCACUUGUUUUCAACCCAAAAUAACCUUCAUAAACAGCUUUUUUCAACACAUUUUCCAAAAUGGUGCUCCUCGCGGCAGCCGUCUGCACCAAGAGCGGUAAGCCCCUCCUCUCCCGUCAGUUCGUGGAGAUGACCCGGGCGCGCAUCGAGGGCCUCCUAGCGGCCUUCCCUAAACUCAUGAACACGGGCAAGCAGCACACCUUCGUGGAGACAGAGAGCGUGCGCUACGUCUACCAGCCCCUGGAGAAGCUAUACAUGCUGCUCAUCACCACUAAGACCAGCAACAUCCUAGAGGAUCUGGAAACGCUCAGGCUCUUCUCCAGAGUGAUUCCCGAGUACUGUCGCGCCAUGGAGGAAUCGGAGAUCCUAGACCACUCGUUUGAGGUCAUCUUCGCCUUCGACGAGAUCGUGGCGCUGGGUUACCGGGAGAACGUCAACCUUGCCCAGAUCCGCACUUUCACCGAGAUGGACUCGCACGAGGAAAAAGUGUUCCAAGCCGUCAGACAGACCCAAGAGAGAGAAGCCAAACAAGAGAUGCAGCGGCGUGCCAAGGAACUCCAGCGCAGCCGACGGGAAGCGGAGAAGAGCGGCCGGCGAGGCGUGGGUUUCAGCGGGGGCUUCGGCUCGUCCUCGCGCGGCGGCGACAUCACGCCCGUCGUGUCCGAUCUCCCAGCUGAGAAACCCAGGCCCUCAGCUGCCCCGAUAAAGUCCAGCGGCACGGGCAAAGCCAUGAAGCUGAGCAGUAAGACCAAGGACGUGGACAGCUUCGUCAGCAAGCUACGCACCGAGGGGCAAGACGUCAUGACCUCCUCCACCAAAUCCAAACAGUCUGCGAGUAUCGCCAAGACCAGCACGCCGGCCAGCCAGAAAGAAAGUGUGCACCUGCGCAUUGAGGAGAAGAUGGCCGUGACCGCCGGCCGGGAAGGAGGUUUACAGACCCUUGACGUGCACGGACUGAUUGCACUGAAUAUUACGGACAAGAACGACCAGGUGGGAAGAAUCAAAGUGGGCAUCGCAAACAAUGAUGACAAGGGAGCGCAGCUACUGACUCAUCCAAACGUAGACAAGAAACUCUUCCAGUCGGAGUCCUAUAUCAGCAUGAAGAAUCCAGCCAAGCCCUUCCCACUGAACACCGACGUUGGCGUCUUGAAAUGGAGACUAACAACCCAGGACGAAAGCCUCAUGCCACUAUCAAUUAAUUGCUGGCCCUCUGAAAACAACAAGAACGGCUGUGACGUCAACAUUGAGUACGAAUUGCAACAAGAAGACAUGGAACUACAAGAUGUGGUCAUCACUAUUCCAUUAAUGUCCGGCUCUGGCGCCCCCAUUGUCGGCGAGAUAGACGGCAACUCGCGCUACGACCACCGCCGCAGCGUGCUGGAGUGGUCGCUGCCGGUGAUCGACGCCACCAACAAGAACGGCAGCCUGGAGUUCAGCGUGGGGGGACACCCCGACGAUUUCUUCCCUGUCUCGGUCGCGUUCAUCUCACGGAAGUCAUACUGUGAUAUCCAGGUUACGGAUGUACUAACGCUGGAUAGUGAGCAGCCGGUCAAGUACUCCACGGAUGCGGCCGUCCUUGUGGAGAAGUACGAAAUUGUGUAAAGAUGUCCGCAAAAGCACAAUUAUAAAAAUUUGAAGAUAAAAAAAAAUGUUUCAGGUGUUUUAGGACACCAAGUUGAAAGCCGACCCUUUGUAUUACCAAGAUGAUAACAUUUGCGAUGAUUUGGGAAGUCCUUCGUUUAGCUUGGCUCCAGUGACUUUGACCAGAGUAUCUUCUGUCUGAACGUGAACUUCCACGACCGCGCGCAGCCCUGUCAUGUCUGAGUAAUUUGAAAGUGAUCGGUACCCUGCUGAACUGUGCCACAGGUUGGCAUUACGUGCAGGUGUUGUCGACCAGUGCAUUGUUGGCUGUGUUUGGACAUGUCAGACUUCUUUACCUGAGUUUGAUCUCCGUGCACAAGUACCCCCUCAACGGUUACAAGGAGAGAGUUGGGGGAGACCACUGGGAAGGACUCAUUUGAGUGCAUUACUGACAGUGCCUGUCGCUCACGCAAAAAAACCUACGGGUUUGCGCGCAUUCAGAUAAAUGUUAGUCCUACAUUCUUCGCGCAAUGCAUGCUUGAACCAGUAUGCGCUUCCAGUAUGUCCCUCCCCUGGAGCUCUCGCGACUGGUGACAAAGCGCCCUCUAAUGUUCACGCACACAGGGUCCUUUAGCAAAGUGCAUGCGCUUUACACUUGCGUGGGGCCUGGAAGUCAUAAAAACAUGUAGCCGCCAUCUUGGAUAAUAAAAAGGGUCAAAGCUGCUCACUAAAAUAGUUGAUUCGGAGGGUCCAUCUUGUGUUUUUUUUCCCCCCUAAAAUAUCUAACAAACGAAACACUGGGAUAUUUGAAGAUAAACUCCAUGUAGACACUAAUAUACCUCAUACGUAUUCAUGAAGUCUAACUGUUCCAUUCACCGUCAUGUGCAAGUCGCUAGUUUUGCAAUUGAUCAAGUUCGCACGCAAGGAUUCAUGCACAGGGUAAAUACGCAUGCGCAGUCCGCUAGCGCAAAGGUUACCUGUGCGAUGGUCUACUACGCAUGUGCUUUUGUGGAGCUGUCGCGCGGGGAGUGUCCACACACACAGAUAUUCCACUUGCUACAUAGCAUGGUUGCAUAUGCAAGGCAACGUUUUGCUGAGAAAGCUGAUACAUGUACGUAACUCGACAAAGUCUUGGUGAAAUGUAUGAGGUGUAGUAAUACAAAUAUAUCACGGUUUAGUUCGGGGGUGGAUAGGUUAUAUUAGCUCCCCCUAAUACGGAAGUGCGCUGAGGGAACUAGUUUGUCAACUUCCAGUACCUCGGGGAGCUAAUAUACAAAUAUUGGCUGUGCACAGCAAGAUAGCAAAAAUAGCAACUACCAUGUGGCUUGCUCUCGGCCAAUCAAGAUACAGAAUCUGUGGGCGAGGUGUUAUAGUAUUGACUAUCCACCAUCAAACCGGGAUAUAUCUGUAUACUAGUCUAAAGGGGAAAACUGGCAUAUGGUCAAUAGCAUACGGAAAGAUUUUACUAUUUUAGGAGCCACUGUGUAUAAAAGCAACUAUGUCUUAAAUUCUAAAUUUUGUAUAAUAUAUCAUGAUAUUAAUGUUUAGGUAAGGAGGCCAUUUAGUCAAGACUAAGGCC
Messenger RNA from Patiria miniata (bat star), 3225 nucleotides. RefSeq names its product coatomer subunit delta-like (gene arcn1). Gene Ontology annotation, biological process: endoplasmic reticulum to Golgi vesicle-mediated transport; Golgi localization; retrograde vesicle-mediated transport, Golgi to endoplasmic reticulum. The transcript is spliced from 10 exons. Bases 126 to 1667 code for a protein of 513 amino acids. NCBI's taxonomy places the organism in Eukaryota, Metazoa, Echinodermata, Asteroidea, Valvatida, Asterinidae. The record is from RefSeq and is a predicted model, not a curated record. Gene Ontology annotation, cellular component: cytosol; COPI vesicle coat.